Cercospora beticola is the source of this 540-nucleotide messenger RNA. It is a transcript of the gene TMA16, whose product is annotated as Tma16p. NCBI's taxonomy places the organism in Eukaryota, Fungi, Ascomycota, Dothideomycetes, Mycosphaerellales, Mycosphaerellaceae. The record is from RefSeq and is a predicted model, not a curated record. Gene Ontology annotation, cellular component: nucleus.
AUGCCGUCGAAACACAGCAAGAUCGUCAAGCACGUUCACAAGAAGAAGGGUGCCAAAAUCAACGCCCUCCAUGAGAACAGUCGCGAUGCCAAAAGGAUUCGAAAUGCUGGUGCCCGAGACGAGCGGGUCGCAAAUAUCAACGCUACCCGUCAGAAGCAGAAUCGUCCUUGGUUGGACCGGGUAGCAUUUUUCCAAGACAGACUCCCGGAGACCCUGCAUCCACUUGAUCUUGAUCAAAUCAAGUCCGAUAUUGCAGAGUAUCUCAGUCGACACGACGAGGAAUUGGCAUCUCUGAAAGCAGAGAGGCGGCCAGGCAGGCCUCCGAGCAACCGACAACUUUUGCUGGAGCAGGCGAUCAAUUCAGAGCAGCAGGAGUUCGAGAGCGGAUUCUGGGUGCCGGAUCUGCAGGACGAAGGAACGUUGAUGAAGCUGGACGCCUGGAAAGGCAGCUGGCUUGAGUUGGGCGUGUUGCGCUUUGUGAGGGUCGACAAGGACGGUGUGGUGAAGGAGAGCUCAUUCCCGCCGAGAGGUGCCUCGUGA